GAAUUUCCUAAAAUAUAAAAUGAAGCGAGAGAAGUGAAACUUCACUUCACGGAGUAGCAAUUAAUUGGUGUUAUCAACAUUAUCUCUGUUUUCGUAAUUGUCGUCACUGAUUACGGUCAUUUUGGUUCGGUUUCGGUUCAUCCAACUGGAAGGACUGCUCCGGCUCCCGGCUAACACUCGGAAACAACUGUGCUGCGUCAAAAAGUAGCAAACCUCGAACUAAUAACAAUGUUUUGUGUUUAGAUGAAAAGUGACUAGUUCGACCUUUAGACCUCCCUUCAACAAGGAGCUAAACCUCGGUUCUCGGUGCAGUUUUAGAACGACUGCGAAGUCACAGUACCGGGCUACUCCGCCAUCAUGUCCUUCAAGGAUCUAGUGGAGCCGGAAUGUGGUGGAGCGAAUCCUCUGAUGAACCUGGGUCGCCAGGUUGCUCGGGAUGUCGCCUUUCAGGAUGAGGGGUUCGCCGGAGGCCGUUCGGCAUUUAUUGGCUCCGGUAAUGAUUUGGUGAAGGAGUUUAUGGGCCAGAUUGCUCCGGCACCGCAAACAUUUCGCAUGGAUGUGCUGCUGAAGGAGAUGCGAGACAUUGAUGCGCAAAACUUUCAUCAGCGACAAAUUGUACCUGGACCACCGGUCAUCGAAGAGGUAAACCGGUCGGAUUUGGACUGGGCGAAGGAGUUCGCAAUGGAUUCAUCGCUUGGACCGGGACAGCGUUCGGAGAGUAAACUCACGAGUAUCUGGUCGAAUUCGCACCUGACUCCGAUCGAGGGAGCAAUGAAUGCUAGACCAAGUAAUAUUCUAUAUACGAAGGAUUUUUUCGACUUGAAUGAACCGAAGAGUGAGGAGGAGCAGAAAUCGAUUCGUCAAGCUGCCGGAGAGUUGGCGGAAGUUGCUUACGGUCAAGAUACGGAGAAAAUAAAUUAUAGCGAGUUUCUCCAUUUCAUUAAUAAUGCGGCUGAAGGAACGGUAAAGAUUCGCGACGGAAACGUUUGGGCCAAUGAGUUUGAGCAGCUGGCUGCGGGUCCAUCCAAGCCGGUUGCCAAGGAGGAAACGGGAAUUGCAGAAGAUUGGGCUAAGGCAUUCGAGGAUGGUAAGAAAGGGGAGCAGGAGGCAGCCGAGAAUUACAACAAGCAGUUUUGGGAACGAUUGCAGGACGAAUGGCGUACUAUUUCGGAAAAUGAAAGCCAACAUCCUUGGUUGUCGGAGUUUUCCGAGUUUUACGAUCCCUAUAAGGAGUACAAAUUUGACGAGGAAAACCCAAUGGCUAACGUCGAGAAUGCAUUCGAAAAGGGUAAAACUUUUCUGUCCAAAGGAGAUAUUCCGAGUGCAGUUCUGUGCUUUGAAGCGGCUGUAAAGCAGGACCCGGAGAAUCCGGAAAUUUGGGAGCUGUUGGGAUUUAGUCAGGCCGAGAAUGAAAAGGAUCCGAACGCGAUUGCUGCCUUGAACAAGGCACUUUCGUUCAAUCCGAACAAUAUGCCCGUGUUGAUGGCAUUGGCGGUGUCUUACACAAACGAGAGCAUGCAAAACCAAGCAUUGAAGAUGCUGGUGAAGUGGAUGAAGUGUAAUCCAAAGUACGAGGCACUCGUACCGGCACAGAUGUUGCAGUCUCAAAGUUCACCACUGGCGAGCUCCUUGCUUGGUAGUCCCAGUCUGCAGGAAGUUCAGGAUCUGUUCAUCAAAGCUGUACAGAAAUCGCCCACGGAAAUUGACGCUGACAUUCAGGAAGCAUUGGGGGUUCUCUUCAACCUGAGCUCGGAAUACGACAAGGCGGUUGACUGCUUCCGGGCCGCGGUCCAGGUGCGCCCGAAUAAUUCCAAAACAUGGAACCGUUUGGGAGCCAGUCUGGCUAAUGGGAAUCGUUCGGUCGAAGCAGUCGAAGCGUACCAGCGGGCACUGGCCAUCCAACCGGGUUUUAUCAGGGCACGUUACAAUGUUGGCAUUAUUUGUAUCAAUCUGAAGGCAUACAAAGAAGCUGCCGAACAUUUGCUUCUUGCGCUGAACCAUCAGGCAUCGUCAAUAGCUCGGGCAGGGAUUAAUGUCUCCUCGCCGGCCAAUCAGAUGUCCAGCACGAUAUGGAUCACGCUACGUAUGGUUAUGUCGUUGAUGGGACGACAGGAUUUGCAGCAGGCGAUUGAUAACCGCGAUUUGGAGAUUUUAAAUCGUGAAUUCCCCAUGGGUACCGAAUAGGGAGAGGAAUAGGUGAUUUUACGGUCUGGGACGUUGGGUUGUAUGAUUUUUUUUAAAUUAUUUUUUAUGUGGCGUACGAAGACGAUACCUCGUAGAAAAAAAGAUGUAGAAGAUGGAGACAAAGAAGAAGGAGAAGAAGAAUAAGAAGAAAGAGAAGAUGACGAAGAAGAAGGAGAAGAAGACGAAAAAGAAGGAGAAGAAAUCGUAGAAAAAUGAAUAUGAGAAGACGUAGAAAAAGAAGAAGCAGCAGAUGAGAAACAGGAGGAUGAUGCGAAGGCGAAUGGUGAGGAGGUGAAAGAAUGGUAAGCAAAUUACGCGAAAAAUUUUAUAUUCGAACAAGUUAGUUCUUGAUGAGCAAUAUCAAAAAAACAAAAAAAUACAAACAAAAAAAACAUGCUAAAAAGUUUAAAAGCAGGUUGAAUGAGAUACACCAUUCACAUCUUUUGUUUUAUGCUGUAACAUACCGGGUUGGAAGAGGGUAAUAAAACAGGAGUACAAGAACA
Toxorhynchites rutilus septentrionalis is the source of this 2687-nucleotide messenger RNA. RefSeq names its product peroxisomal targeting signal 1 receptor (gene Pex5). Gene Ontology annotation, cellular component: cytosol; peroxisomal membrane. The coding region runs from base 358 to 2184 and encodes 608 amino acids. The record is from RefSeq and is a predicted model, not a curated record. Gene Ontology annotation, molecular function: protein binding. NCBI's taxonomy places the organism in Eukaryota, Metazoa, Arthropoda, Insecta, Diptera, Culicidae. The transcript has 3 exons. Gene Ontology annotation, biological process: protein import into peroxisome matrix, docking.